AUGAAGAACCCCUUCAAGACAGGCUCGGAGCCCAUCUCGGAGCCCAUCUCGGCCGAGUACAGCGACGAGAAGUCGCCGUCUCCGGAUGUCGAGCGAAUCGAGGCCGCACGCGCCGACCUGGAGCGAAUUCGCAAGGCACACCAGUGGGAUCCGAACCUGCCCAAGGACAAGCUCGACGCCGUCAACGCAGCCAUCCAGCAUGGCGACCCCAAGGAGCUGCUUCAGGCCGACGAGCUCUUCACCGAAGACUCACCCUAUGAAGAGGUCCGAGCCGCCGUGCGCAAUACGGACGGCGAGGAGGUGGCCAACACGUUGAGAGCCUGGAUUCUCGGCAUGUUUUUUGUCACCAUAGGUAGCGGGCUCAACAUGUUUCUCAGCAUGAGGAGCCCAGCCAUCAACUUUCCCGCCAUUGUCGUCCAGCUGCUCGUCUAUCCCAUCGGAUGCGCGUGGGCAAAAGUGCUCCCGACCAGAGUCUUCAACACCUUUGGUCUCCGCUGGACGCUGAACCCGGGCCCCUUUACCAUCAAAGAACACGUCGUCGUCACGCUCAUGGCCAACGUGUGCAUUAGCUACGCCUACAGCACUGACGCCCUGCUCGCCCUGCAGGGCAAGCCGUUCUACAACAUCAACCUCGGCUGGGGCUUUUCUCUCCUCUUCACCCUAAGCUCGCAGCUCAUCGGCAUCUCCCUCGCCGGCAUCUUCCGCCGCUUCCUGGUCUGGCCCGCCGCCAUGAUGUGGCCCAACCAGUUCGCCAACACGUCUCUGUUUUAUGCGCUGCACGACAAGAGCAAGAGCGACGGCGUCCACUCCAACGGCUGGCGCAUCAGCCGCUACCGCUGGUUUGGUCUCGUCGCCAUGGCCAUGUUCUGCUACUACUGGAUUCCCGGCGUCUUGUUUCAGGGGCUGUCUGUUUUUGCCUUCAUUACCUGGAUCAAACCCAACAACGUCGUGGUAAACCAGUUGUUUGGUGGCGUGACUGGCCUGUCGCUCAUUCCCAUCACGUUCGACUGGACGUAUGUGACGGCCUAUCUGGGCGACCCUCUGCUCGCCCCGACACACUCGCACGUCAAUACCUUGAUUGGUCUUUUUCUGUUCGUCAUCAUCACGACAAUUGGCAUCACGUACAGCGGCGCCUUGUUCGCCGACUACCUGCCCCUGGUCACGGCUCAGACGUAUGACAACACGCAAAACUACUACAACGUCAGCCGUAUCCUCGGUCCCGGCUACACCUUUGACGAGGCCAAGUACAAGUCGUACUCGCCACUGUUCCUGGCUCCUACGUUUGCUCUCAACUACGGCCUUUCGUUUGCCGCGCUCACGUCUGCCAUUGUCCACGUCGGGCUGUAUCAUGGCAAAGAGGUCUGGUACCGUUUCCGGGCUGCCCACAACCAAGAGCCCGAUGUGCACAUGAAGCUGAUGAAGAAGUACGCACAUGCCCCGGACUGGUGGUACGCCGUUCUCUUCCUCGUCUCCAUCGCGCUCGGCCUCGCCACCGCGGAAGGCUUCGAGUCGCAACUCCCGUGGUGGGCCUUUUUCGUGUCCAUCAUCAUCGCCUGCGUUUUUGUUGUACCGACUACGAUGAUUCUCGCCGUGUCGAAUAUCUUGCUGAGUCUGAACGUCAUAUCGCCCUUCCUCGCCGGCUUCAUCAUCCCCGGCCGACCGAUUGGCGUCAUGAUGUUCAAGGUGUUUAGCACCAUCACGCUGGGCCAGGCGCAGACCUACAGCGGCAACCUGAAGCUUGCACACUACAUGAAGGUGCCGCCGCGCGUCACUUUCAUCUGUCAGGUCGUGGCUACGAUCUGGGCCGUGUUCGUCCAGAUUGCCGUCAUGAACUGGACCCUAGGCAACAUCGACGGAGUGUGCGACAACAAGCAGGUCAGCCAUUUUACCUGCCCGAACGGCCGCGCCUUCUUCUCAUCGAGCAUCGUCUGGGGUGUCAUCGGCCCGCGGCGCAUGUUUGGCGUGGGUAGCAUGUACGCUCACUUCAACUGGUUCUGGCUCGUCGGGGCAUCCAUGCCGGUGAUUCUGUACGUGCUCACGAAGCGCCUCAAGAUCAGCUUCUUUGGGCACUUCCAGGCACCCAUCAUGCUCGGCGCCAUGGCGUGGCUGCCGCCAGCAACGCCCCUCAGCUUCUCGUCCUGGGCUAUCUUUGGGCUCAUCUUCAACCGCUGGAUCCGGCGCAAGUGGCACGGCUGGUGGUCGACGUACAACUACGUGACGGCCGCGGCGCUGGACGCCGGGCUGGUGCUCAGCACAAUCAUCAUCUUCUUCGCCAUCACGUUCCCGGGAGUCAAGGCGCCGCAGUGGUGGGGAAACGUGACGGUCUUUGAGACCCUGGAUGCAUCGUAUGCUGCAGUGCUCAAGACAGUGCCGGAGAAUGGGACUUUUGGGCCCGCGACCUGGUGA
Messenger RNA from Purpureocillium lilacinum, 2406 nucleotides. RefSeq lists its product as uncharacterized. Gene Ontology annotation, molecular function: oligopeptide transmembrane transporter activity. Gene Ontology annotation, biological process: transmembrane transport. The record is from RefSeq and is a predicted model, not a curated record. Gene Ontology annotation, cellular component: plasma membrane. NCBI's taxonomy places the organism in Eukaryota, Fungi, Ascomycota, Sordariomycetes, Hypocreales, Ophiocordycipitaceae.